Messenger RNA from Caenorhabditis remanei, 867 nucleotides. RefSeq lists its product as uncharacterized. The record is from RefSeq and is a predicted model, not a curated record. The transcript is spliced from 5 exons. Lineage: Eukaryota; Metazoa; Nematoda; Chromadorea; Rhabditida; Rhabditidae. The coding region runs from base 1 to 867 and encodes 288 amino acids.
AUGACGUUGUCUCAACCAUCAACCCGCACUGUCGUUUUGAUCAUUGUUAUUCUGGCUGCUCUUACCUGUACCCUCUUCAGUGUUGUCUGUCUAGGACAUGAUGCUACAGUUGCUGCUUUAACAAUCACUGCAAUCCUGCUCUCUGGAGUAGGUAUUCUAAUGCUAACUUUCUUCAUCACGGACAAGAAGUCAUCUCGACAACCAGCUGUGAUUCUGAACACCGUUCGUUCAAACCCACACGAUUUGUUUCAACUCACAGACCGACCACCUCUUCCUUCCUAUCCACCAACCUUCAUCCCACCGUUUCCGAUACCACCACCACAAAUCGUUCUUCCGGAUAGCACAGUGCUUAUCCAACCACCACCAGCAACGAACCCACCAACCUACGAUGAAAGCGCGGACAUUGAGGACCGUAGAAUCACUGAUAACUCCAACGCACCACCAGCUUACAACCUGACCAAUUUUGUUUCGGAUAACAACAUUGCCAGCUUCUCGCCUCCUCCUUACUACAGCCCGCCGAGCCCUUUUUUUGGGACAUCAGUUCAAACAACUACGAUGUACCUCUCCGCCGAAGAAAUUUCUGAUUCUCCAGUCCCAACUUCUCCAAUCAACCCCCUUCGUUCGAACACAAUUCGAGCACCAUCCCCCGUUCGUCGUCAUCCUGCGAGGAAGCCUCGUCGUCAAUCUCCACGUCAACCGAAACCACAGCAAACAGCAGUUGUUAUUGAAGAUGAACAAUCUGGAGCUUCCACUAGCACCGCCGUCCCAAAAACUCCAACUCGCACUCCCCUUCCUCAAAUGUUCAUCGACUGUUCGAAAGCCGAACCGACCCUUUUCACAAUCAACGGUGAAGAGUCUAUCAUCUAA